This is a messenger RNA of Brassica oleracea var. oleracea, 525 nucleotides long. RefSeq lists its product as uncharacterized. The coding region runs from base 1 to 525 and encodes 174 amino acids. The transcript is spliced from 3 exons. NCBI's taxonomy places the organism in Eukaryota, Viridiplantae, Streptophyta, Magnoliopsida, Brassicales, Brassicaceae. The record is from RefSeq and is a predicted model, not a curated record.
AUGGAAGCGGUACCAAAAAUUGGGAAGCUUUGUGGAAAAAAGCUGGAUAAGGGUUUCAAGGACGGUCCUAGAUGCAUAAACUGGAUGGGAGCUGCGAAUGUGUCAUAUGAGGAGAUCAUUCGCUUGGAGGAGGUUAUUACACCCAAGGAUGACAUCUACCCAUACAUCUCAUGGACAGGAAAUUAUGAUGUUGUCAAAGCUCAGGCGUUUCGCAGAGAUGAUAAUGUGGAGGAUGAUAUAAUCAAGGUUCUGAUGGAGAUGAUAAAGAAGGGGCAUGAUUUUAGUGAGCAUGUUUGGGAAACUGAAGAAAAUGAAGUGAUUUCUGUAUCUCUCGAUGACGAAUCAGCUGUGAAUGAUGAAGCAAGCGUGAAUGUUGAAGCAGCCGAGAGUGAUGACGACUUUCAGACUCCGAAAGGAUCAAAAAACGUUGGUUCUAGAUCAAAGAGGGGUAAAAAGAGGCUUCCCGAUCGUGGUAUGGAGAAGAGAAAGCAUAAGGAUACAGAAACAGAUGGCCGAGACAUUUGA